AUGCCUACUACAGUUGUGCUUAUUCCUGUUUUCGACAUAUACGAUACCAAGGAUCCAGAUCUACUGCCUGUUCCAGAUAUCUUCUUGUGUGACGAGCAAGGCUAUCCAUACUGGUGUUCCUCUUGCAACUCCAUCAAGCCCAAGCGUUCCUUUCAUAUCAAGGGACUUAAUCGCUGUGUUCCUCGAUUCGAUCACAAAUGCAUCUGGAUCGGCACCAGUAUUGGAAGAGAUAACAUAUUAUUUUUCUUGCAGUUCCUAGUCGAGUUUGGUAGCCUUUUCAUCAUAGCCUUGAUAUCGGCUGCUGCUACAGCUCGGCCAGCAUUCGAUAGAGAUUGGCAAAACAUACCUCAUUAUGUCGUUAUAUUUGCAUGUUCAGUUCUUUGGUUACCAAUGAUUCUUGGUCUUUUACUUCAACAAUUUGCAUUUGCAUUUACUAAUAGAACAACUAUAGACGAUAUUAGCAUGAAACAAGCAAAAAAGUACAACGAGUGGAGGAAGGGGGAUGAAAGUAACUUACCCAAAUGCCUUCGAAAUAAUUAUCAAAGAGAGGAAACAGGCGUGCGCUAUGUCAAUCUCAAGACCAAAUCCUCGCGUGUUGUGGUGCCGUUCUUCAUUCAAGACGAUCCAUACUCUGAGGGUUUCACACGGAAUGUAACCCGUCUAGUGUAUGGUGAAAGUGACAAGGCGUUAUUCUGGUCAGCGAUGUUCCAUAUUUGCUUUCCCUUCGGACCUUUAUUGGUUAAGAGAAGCGUCCUGGAGGUUGAGACAUAUGAUACCGCAUCAGAGCCCUUCAGCAGAAGAUUCUUGGAACUCAUCAAUAAAAAGGUAUCAAAUGCCGAUUGCAAAGACCCUAUUUAUCUCCAAAAGGACAUAAGUCAAACGAACUAG
This is a messenger RNA of Candidozyma haemuli, 888 nucleotides long. Its product is annotated as palmitoyltransferase. The transcript is spliced from 2 exons. Gene Ontology annotation, molecular function: protein-cysteine S-palmitoyltransferase activity. Gene Ontology annotation, biological process: protein targeting to membrane; peptidyl-L-cysteine S-palmitoylation. The coding region runs from base 1 to 888 and encodes 295 amino acids. Gene Ontology annotation, cellular component: endoplasmic reticulum; Golgi apparatus. NCBI's taxonomy places the organism in Eukaryota, Fungi, Ascomycota, Pichiomycetes, Serinales, Metschnikowiaceae. The record is from RefSeq and is a predicted model, not a curated record.